GAUGUGUGUAAACGUCACGCGUUGUUUUUCUCUCUUUAUACUUCAGUCAUUCUGAAAGCGGUGUUAUUUUGUGGCGACCCGCCGCCGGAAGCUCAUUCACUCAGCGCAACUCUUACUCCGCGUUAGUUUUGUUGGAUUUAUUAAAAAAUAUAUAUAUUAUUUUUUUUAACUCUAGUUUUUGUUUCUGUCUUAAACAAGUUGCAGAAAGUGAGUCGGAGUAUUUGUAUUAUUAUUAUUUUUUUUUUGAAGCGCCAGGAUGGCGAGUCCGCCACUAACGGGAGGGACCUCGUUAUCAAACGUCAACAUGUAUUCAAACAACGUCAAGAAAAGUGGAUACCUUAAAAAACAGAAGCACGGACACCGGAGGUUUUUUGUUUUGAAAGAGCAGAGUGACUGCUUGCCAGCGCGGUUGGAGUAUUAUGAGAGCGAGAAGAAAUGGAAAAACAAAUCAGCUGCGAAAAGAGUCGUCUCUCUUGACUCGUGUUUGAGCAUAAACAAGCGCGCAGACGCGAAACACAGGUACUUGAUCGCUCUGUAUACCAAGGACGAAUAUUUUGCUGUAGCUGCUGAAAACGAAAGCGAACAGGAGAGCUGGUACAGGGACCUCACCAAUUUAAUGAAUGAGGGAAAAGUGUAUGACAGCGCAGUGACCAACUCGGCGUCCUCUUUAGUGGGCUUUGACGAGGGUAAUUACGGUAUGAUUACUCCAGUGAACGCCGCUUACAAAGAGGUAUGGCAGGUGAAUUUGAAAUCUAAAGGACUUGGACAGACUAGAAACAUCACGGGAGUUUACAGGUUGUGUUUGUCAAGUCGGUCAAUUAGCUUUGUGAAACUGAACACUGAAGUUCCAUCUGUCAGCCUGCAGCUAAUGAACAUAAGGCGAUGUGGUCAUUCUGACAGCUUUUUCUUCAUCGAGGUGGGCAGGUCUGCUUCUACUGGCCCCGGGGAGCUUUGGAUGCAGGCGGAUGACUCUGUAGUGGCACAGAACAUACAUGAGACAAUUUUAGAGGCUAUGAAAGCAAUGAAAGAAUCGUCAGAGUUCAGACCGCGCAGCAAAAGCCAGUCUUCAGGCUCCAACCCCAUAUCUGUACCCACUCGGAGGAACUUGAACAAUUUGCCUCCCAGUCAGACAGGGUUGGUAAGGAGGUCAAGGACAGACAGUGUGGCAGCAACGUCGCCUAUCAACAAGUUUACUUCCUGUCGGAUACGUACAGCCAGUGAGGGCGAAGGCACCAUGGCGAGGCCAGUAUCCAUGUCGGUAUCGGAAAACGGAAGCCCCACUGUCCGGAACCACAUGAGUAGGUCCAACACUGUUUCCGUGGGAUGCCGUACAUUCGAAGCAUCACUUCUACAUCACAACCGAUCCAUGUCUAUGUCUGUGCCUGUAUCUCAUUCACGUUCAUCUCCAAUAAGCCCACUGAGCCUCUCCUCUACUAGCGUGAAUGGCUCUACCUCCACCUCAGCAGUACAUAAACCUUCAAGUUGCAGUGGCUCUGUCUCAGGGUCACCCAGCGACACUGGCUUCCUGUCAUGUGAUGAGUACGGGUCCAGCCCAGGGGAUGCAAAAUACAAUGCAUCCAACCGGAGCAAUACACCUUCAUCCUUUUCUGGGACGCCCCCUUCCCGUGAAAGCACAGAUAUCCACGGUUACACGAUGAUGGAGAGUCCAUCAAGCCACUCCUUGAAUAAGGUCCAGGCCUCCAGCAGAGAGAAGUUGGACUUGGAGAAGCUAUACAGGAAGAGAACAUACUCCCUUACAGCACCACAACAACCUAAGACCCCCUCUCAGCAGUCAUCAGCCUCACUUGAUGAAUAUAUGUUGAUGUGGGCGGUUUACGCUAAUGGCCACACUGGGCAGAGCACACACACCGUUUCUCCAAAGGUUUCAUACCCUGAGGAUUAUGGGGACCUUGAAAUUGGCUCCAGCAGGGGUUCUGUCAGUAACCAAGGUGAUGAUGGCUACAUGCCCAUGACACCAGGUGGGGCACUACAGGGCAGCAAAAAUGACCACUAUGUGCCCAUGAGCCCCAUGUGUGUCUCGGCCCCCAAGCAGAUCAUCAAUCCUAGGUCCCACCCUCAGACUACUGGUAGGCAAGGCACAAUUAAUUCUCCCAGUACUGGUUCACUAGAGGACAAUGGUUACAUGAGGAUGUGGUCUGGCUCCAAAUCCUCACUGGACAGUACUGAUGCCAGAGUGACAAAUGGGGAGUAUAUGAACAUGUCGCCUGUUGAUCUGCAUGUCUCAGCAACUCCACCAGAUUAUUUUCUUGGAGGGUGUGCGCCAGCACAGCGACCCUCUUCCUUGCUAAAUUUGAACAAACAUGAAGGUCCUAAAAGAGAAGAGGACCAGUAUGUUUUAAUGUGCCCUCAGGGGCAUAAGCGAGGAGAGGAGACAAACUGCAAUGCCAUGUUUAUGGCAAACCCUGGGCUAUCGUUUUCCAGCCCAUCCACUCUUCUCCCACUCAGGCAUAGUCGGAAUGAUGGACUGUUGCACCGAGCACGAGUCAGCAGACAGAACAGAUUAUCUCUGGAUACUCUAAGGAUGCUCCCAAGAAUGAACGAACAUCCCCUCCCCAGUGAGCCAAAAAGCCCAGGGGAGUAUAUCAAUAUAGACUUCAGUGACACUGCACGGUACUCCUUGCCCUCUGGAUCAGUGGAGAGCCAGGCUUCAUCACCUAGCCUUGGCAGCAUAAGAAGAAGAUCCCCACUUUGUGACUACAUGAACCUUGACCUAAACUCACAUUCCCCAAAAUCAGAAGAAACCCUUGCUAGUUCCUUACAUGAUAUCCCGGAGCUCACCAACUGUCCAUGCUCAUCUGACGAUGGAACGUAUGUCCCUGAUGAGCAGAACUCCUCCUGUUCACCCAGCACAAGGAAAGAUGAUUAUGCUGAGAUGAAGUUUGAUAAUGCCACCUCCAUCAUCACGGAGAAUGAUGAAACUGAUAUGGCUAGCCCCACUAACAGGGUACAGCGACUUAUUCUGAGUGACAAGAGCAUGCCAGGAAUAGGAGCAUUCCUCUUACCCAACUCCACAGUCGACCCUGAUGGAGAGGCAAAGGUGAUCCGAGCUGACCCACGCGGUCGAAGACGGCACAGCUCGGAGACCUUCUCGUCCACCACCACUGUAAUGCCAGUGUUUCCUUCUUUCGCCCACAGUUGCAAGCGGCAUAGUUCUGCCUCUGUCGAGAAUGUCUCGGUCCGGAGCAGCGAGGGUUCUGAUGAGGAAUGCGGCAGUCCCAUGUGCAAAGAGACUUCUGCUGGGUUCCAGGAUGGUCUGAAUUACAUCGCCUUAAACCUCAUGGAAAAUAGAGAGUUUGGGAACUGUGAAAACAUGAUGGGAUUCAAACCUAUCGGUUGCUACAAAGGAGGGCUAAAUGGUCUACACGACAGCCCAUAUGUUUCGCUGGGAUUCAAGGAGACAGUGACCACUGUAAAAGAUUGAUUGUUGCACGGAUCAUGGUGGUAGCGUAUGUCCGUGACCAGAGGCGGUGGCCGCCGCAGCUGUGACUUUGCUGCUGUAGAUGAACUUUGACCUUCGACCCUCACUCUGCGUUCUUGACAGAUUAAUGUUGAUCUUAUCCAGGCUGGACACUUUAAAUGUGGCCAUCUCUGCAAGCAUGGAAACCACGAUCCGCUCUGUCCUUCAGGAAUUGCAAAUUGCUGCUCUGUAGGUGACAAUGGUCACAUACUUGUGUUGUGUAUGUAUAGAUUAUUUUUAUUGUUGUUAACACUAAUCGUACUCGGUUGGCCCAGGAGGAACGUAUAGAAUACAGCUCGUCACUCAUACCCCAAAAAAACCACACCCAGAAUGUCUAAUAUUUACUUACUAUACACACAAACGUCUACAAAGGUACAUAUUUAAUGAUUUAUUUAUUUUUAGUAUAAUGACUAACAUUUAUGACAUUUACUGAUUAACAACAAAGACCCAGGAGACCGCUACAUGUCCUACCUCAGGAAAAGAGUCUAUUGUGGGUGUACAAAAUUCAGAUAUAAUGCCGAUAUUUAUGUUUAUGAUUUUUUUUUCUUUACAUUACCAAUCCAAAGCCUUACUGUUUCAUUGAUAUAGAAUUUGCUCUAAUAUACUAAUUAGGACCUAUGUAAUAAGAUCUAAAAAUGUAAAUGAUAUCGAACAUAUUUUUAUAUAGAUGCUUAUUUAAUCUCACCUUGACUAAGGAAAGAGGCCACUUUAUAAUAUAAUUUGGAAAUAUGUCUGAAAUAUGCAAGUCGAACCACUCAAUCACAUGGUUGUUGCACAUGACAAUUGCCUAUCUUCAGAAAGAUUAACACAGGAAAAAGUAUUAUUUUUAUGACCAAUUACAUAAAAUAUAUGUGAAUAUAUCGUUAUAUAUAAUGUAUCGCUUGGUAAAGCCAUACAUAUGUGCCCUAUUAUAAUGUCUCCCUUUUUGGACAUCGCACCACAAUUGCCACACUGUAUACCUCCACUUACCUUCUGUCACUAGUGAUAUUAGAGGUGGUGAACAUGGUUGUGUUUAAUUUAUUGACAAGACUAAGCAGUGAAGUACAUUGUGUGUUUAGUAACUGGUAGAAACACAGGCACUUCACAGUGAGUUGCCAGUUGCUGACAGCCGAGACUGUGAUGUCAAGCAGCUCCAGAUUGUAAUACAUGACACUUUUGAAUGUAGUGCAUGUAACUCAUUUAAGAUGUGUGAGAGGGAGAAGUAAACCAAAAUAACCUUUUCUUCAAUUCUUUACCCCUGUAAAAUUGUGCAAACUGUGCACAAAGCUGUUAUUAAACAAGCUUUUUUUUUUUUUUUUUUAAAUAAAUGGCCAAGCAAAAUAACUAAACACAGAGAAUAUUAAAUGGUUAACAAUUUGCACAGAUGAAGUGCUUAUUCUUUCAGCUAAUAUAUACCAUACUAUGGAUUUUUUAACUAUAGGAUUUCACAAAGAGAUACACAAAAAGGCACUUUAUUAAGUAAUUCUGUUAACAAAACAAAACAAAACAAAAAAAACAUACACACAAAAACAACAACUGCUAUUUGAUUCUAGGGCAAAUCCUGUUUGCCAUCUGUCCACCCUCUUUAUAUGCAAUAUUUACACACAAAAAAAAGGAUAAAUUAGUUUACAAAGUGGAACCAAAUGUGUAAAGACUCUUAAUGUAUUUGUUGAAAGAUUUUACACAGAGAUUGACUAUAUGCUGUUUGUACUUUUCUUUCUGCCAACUUUAUUGAACUUUAAAUUCAACAGUAUUCCUGGAGUAUAAUAUAGUAAAACAUUUGAUUGAA
This is a messenger RNA of Ictalurus punctatus (channel catfish), 5246 nucleotides long. RefSeq names its product insulin receptor substrate 2a (gene irs2a). The record is from RefSeq and is a predicted model, not a curated record. Gene Ontology annotation, cellular component: plasma membrane; cytosol. Gene Ontology annotation, biological process: insulin receptor signaling pathway. Lineage: Eukaryota; Metazoa; Chordata; Actinopteri; Siluriformes; Ictaluridae. The transcript has 2 exons. Gene Ontology annotation, molecular function: phosphatidylinositol 3-kinase binding; insulin receptor binding. Bases 257 to 3442 code for a protein of 1061 amino acids.